GGCCAUGCCUCAGGAGUGAGCGUGGCUGCUGCUGUGAGAGGCCCCAGAAUGGCAGCGGGAAGGUCAGGGGAGCGUCCAGCCCUGAACAGGGAUCAGUGCUGCCUUUGCUGUGUCAUGCGGCCACCUAAUCCCCAGCUGGCGGCGGGCACGGGGCAGCAGCACGCAGCUCUCCUUCCCUUACCCAUGUGUGAUGGGCCUGGGGGCUCAACCUUGCCACCAAACAGGGAUGAAGCGGCCGCAGUGCCCCUGCUUGGAGGCAGGCUGAGAGCCAGGAGGGGCACGGAGACACCGGGCAGGACAUGGCUCAGGGCUCUGCAGGAUUUUGGGUGCCCACCCGCUGCUCUCUCCCCACAGGCGGUGCCCCUGGGCAUGGGGCUGGUGCUGGCGCUGUGGACCUGGCUGGUGCUGGGGACUGCCAGUGGGGAGAGCCCCGUGCCCACGGCCCUGGCAGGCGCGCAGCCCUUCGCCGUGCUCUGGAACAUCCCCAGCAGCCGCUGCCAGCGCCGCUUUGGUGUGGGGCUGCCCCUGGCCGACUACGGCAUCGUGGAGAAUGAGGGCGGCCGCUUUGCAGGGCAGAACAUCACCAUCUUCUACAAGAACAAGUUUGGGCUGUACCCCUACAUCUCCCCGCAGGGUGACCUGCACAAUGGCGGCAUCCCACAGCGGGCGCCGCUCCGGGCCCACCUGGCGCGGGUUGCGGGUGACGUGCGGCUGCACCUGCGCCCCUCCUUCAGCGGCCUGGCUGUGCUGGACUGGGAGGAAUGGCGGCCACUGUGGGCCCGGAACUGGGGGCCCAAGCGCAUCUACCAGCUGGCAUCGCAGCAAUGGGCGCAGGAGCGGGGUGGGGGGCGGCGGCAGGCCCGGCGGGCCUUCGAGCGGGCAGCGCGGGCACUGAUGGAGCAGACACUGCGACUGAGCCGCAGCCUGCGCCCAGCCGGACUCUGGGGCUUCUAUCGCUUCCCCGACUGCUUCAACGGUGACUGGAACAAGGGGCUCAACUACACGGGGCGCUGCCGGCCGGCUGAGGUGCGGCGCAACGACCGCCUGCGCUGGCUGUGGGCCGCCUCGGCCGCGCUCUACCCCAGCAUCUACCUGCCGCCGCUGCUGCCGCCCGGCCUGCGCCGCCGCUACGUGCACCACCGGCUGCGCGAGGCCCUGCGCCUGGCCGCCGGCCGCCUGCCCGUUGUGGCCUACUCACGGCUCUCCUACCGCCGCUCGCCCCGCUUCCUGGAGCCGGCUGACCUGGAGCACACCAUUGGGGAGAGCGCGGCACUGGGGGUGGCCGGAGUGGUGCUGUGGGGUGACAUGUCGUAUUCCCACUCGGCUGAGAGCUGCAGCAGCCUUCGCCACUACCUCGUGUCCACCCUGGGGCCCUACGUGGCCAACGUGACAGCAGCCGCGCAGACGUGCAGCUUGGAGCAGUGCCACGGGCACGGGCGCUGUGUGCGGCGGCAGCCCCAGGAGCUGAGCAUCCUGCUGCACCUGGGGGCAGGCUCCUGGGCACCCUUCCGCUGCCACUGCUACCGGGGUUGGGCAGGCCAGGACUGCACACAGCCGGAGCCACGGAGCCCCACUGCCUGCCCCACACCCACCCACAGCCUCUAUGGGCACCACAGCCCCCAGGCCCCUGACACCUGCCCACGGCGCAGCAGCUGGGGCUGGUGAAUGGAGCUGGGGGCUGCUGUGCCAGCAUGGGUUUGUCCUGUGCUCAUUAAUUUAAAUAAACCAUCCUGCUGCAGCUA
Molecule: messenger RNA, 1742 nt
Organism: Coturnix japonica (Japanese quail)
Lineage: Eukaryota; Metazoa; Chordata; Aves; Galliformes; Phasianidae
Gene: HYAL3
Product: hyaluronidase 3
Biological process (GO): carbohydrate metabolic process; hyaluronan catabolic process
Cellular component (GO): acrosomal vesicle
Molecular function (GO): hyalurononglucosaminidase activity
Source: RefSeq, a predicted model, not a curated record